GCUAUUUUUAUUGGACGCGAAUCACAUGUGUGUUUAGUGAAGCUAAAAGUUAUUUUUCCAACAAUUAUUUUAAACUUUUGGUAAAAUGGGAGAUAAAAUUCGCAUUGACCAAAAAAAAUACGAUGAUGCUGACGAUUAUGAACCUACAGACUCUGAAGCGGAGUAUAGUGAGGAUGAUAAAGAAUUGUUGCGCCAAGUUCGAAAAGGUCGUAAACAUGAGGUUGAUAGCAAAGAAAACGAAUUGAUGGCAUUCGAUGAAAGUGAUGAUGAGGACGAUGAUGAUGAUGUGGGCGCUUUAAUGCGGAAUAGCGAUAUAGAGGGCGCCGAGAGUGAUGAUGACUUACCCGAUACCACAGAUUGGGGCGAUAAGAGCCGAAAUUAUUACAAUACCGAUUUUGUGGAUCCUGAUUAUGGCACAUAUACUGCGGAACAAGAGGAGAUGGCCAAGGAAGAGGAAGAGGAAGCGAAAAAAAUACAAAUGCGUUUAGCGAAACAAAUGAAAGAAGAGGACUUUUUAUUGGAUGACACACUUAUUUCUGCCGUUAAACCUAAGCCAAAAAAUCUAAAAGUGGAAACUGCAGCGACCGAACCAAUUGAAGUUAAAGCUGAUCUUGCUGGUAUUACAAAGCGAGAUAAAUUAAGAUUAUUUCAAGAAGACUCACCAGAGUUUGCACCACUUGUGGACGAUUUUGAAAAGUAUGUGAAAGAAGUGGAACAGAUUAUAGCACCCGUUAUGCUGUACGUGCGUCAAAACAAUGUGCCAAAGAUACCUGCUUUACAAUUUGCAGAGCUCUAUCAAAAUAUAGCGCUCAGUUAUUGUUCCAACGUAACAUUUUACUUGCUUUUGAAAGCUAAACGUAACGCGGUACGCAACCACCCAGUUACAAAACGUUUAUUACAAUUGAAAAAACUCAUCAAACAGUUGCAAGACAAAUACGAUAAUAUAAUACGGCCACAACUGGAGGCGUUAUUAGAGCGAAUUGUAGAUGGUGAUAAAUUCCAAGUAUUGGAUGUGAGGGAUAUCGCUGACAGAACGAAAUCUAAAAAGAAGACGAAAUUGGGUAUACUCGAAAAAUAUGAUGAGAAAAGUAAAGUUGAUGAGCAGUCUGAAGACAAAGAUGAUGAAGACAAUGAAGAUAUGGACCUUACUGAAGCGGAUCCAUAUGCGGAUGAGGAUACGCGUCGUGGCAUUACCUAUCAAAUUGCCAAAAACAAAGGUCUUACACCCGCGCGCAAGAAAGAGUUACGCAAUCCACGCGUCAAGCAUCGCAACAAGUUCCGCAAAGCUUUGGUACGACGCAAGGGUGCUGUUCGCACCGUACGCAAAGAAACAACACGGUAUGGUGGCGAAAUAUCCGGUAUCAAAGCGACGGUCAGCAAGAGUGUCAAAUUCAAAGUAUAAUAAUUUCAAAAAUUAUAUUCUUAAUUUUUUGUCGAGUAGAUAAUACGUGGAAAGUGUUGAUAUAAAACACAAAGUGAUUCAUACA
This is a messenger RNA of Bactrocera latifrons, 1487 nucleotides long. RefSeq names its product something about silencing protein 10 (gene Sas10). The coding region runs from base 86 to 1402 and encodes 438 amino acids. The record is from RefSeq and is a predicted model, not a curated record. The transcript has a single exon. Gene Ontology annotation, biological process: maturation of SSU-rRNA from tricistronic rRNA transcript (SSU-rRNA, 5.8S rRNA, LSU-rRNA). Lineage: Eukaryota; Metazoa; Arthropoda; Insecta; Diptera; Tephritidae. Gene Ontology annotation, cellular component: nucleolus; small-subunit processome.